UCAGCGAAUUUUCUUUCUAAAUUUCAGGUUGAUAUAAUUUCUUUAUUCAGGUCGGCUGGAUUCUUCGUUCGUCAAAACCUAAUCUUGGACAGAAAUGGGGUCUACCAACAAGAAGAAGACCAGAAAGAUGCGCGGACAUGUCAGCCAUGGGCACGGUCGCAUUGGGAAGCAUCGUAAACAUCCUGGAGGGCGUGGUAACGCUGGUGGUCAGCAUCAUCAUCGAAUCAAUUUCGAUAAAUAUCACCCGGGUUACUUCGGAAAAAUUGGGAUGAGAAAUUUUCACGUGAAAGCGUCGAUGGAUUGGUGUCCGAUUAUCAACUUGGACAAGAUUUGGUCGCUAGUGUCGGAGAAAACCAGGGAAACUUACAAAAACCAUCCAGAUGGCAAAGCCCCCGUAAUCGACGUCGUCAAAUCCGUGAGUGCUUUGAAUUAUUUCGAAAUGGGGUUUUCAAAAGUUCUUGGAAAGGGUUUGUUGCCCAAGCAACCGGUCAUCGUGAAAGCGAAAUUUUUCUCCAGGAGAGCUGAGGAAAAGAUCAAGGCCAUUGGGGGUGUUUGUGUACUCACCGCGCUGGAAGAGAGGGGAAUAUUGAAAGAAAUGCAGCUUUUUUUUCGCCAAAAAAUGGCCAUGCUUCUCCAAGAUCCUGAGCUGGCGGCGGAGAGUUUGCGAGAAAACCAGAUUGUCUGGCCUACCUCCACUCGUGCUAUCAACUGGCUCAUUGGCGAGCAUAUGCUGCAAAAAGGAUGCUGCUUUUCUCUGUCAGUCUUCAAAUCCGAAGCACCUUUCCUCGAUGAACUUCCUGGACUAAGCACCACGUCAGAUAAACAGCAACUCGUGAUUUCUCCGUUGGUGGUCGAGAACGUUUUGGCGGAAGUAGGGUUCAAGCGAGGAGAGCAGCAAUUCCUGGCGUUGCAUGCAGACUAUCGGGCAAAUCGUGGCUCACUAUUGGAAUGUGUGAUGAUUCAUAGCCGUAAGGUUCUGGAAGGAUGGAAAUCAAGAACUGGUGACUACAACGUUGAAACUUUGAAAAAGCUUUCAGAGAUCGAUGCAUACAUGAGCAAAGUCCGCGUGAGCAAGGAAUUUAUUGCCUCAAGUUCGUCGCCCGUUCAAGAUGUCAUUAAAUCUAGGAUGCACUCUGAUCUGGAAAAGUUUCGGGAACAAGAAAGGGUCGCCAUCCGUGAAGAAGAACGCGCGAAGAUUUUAGAAGAAGUUUACUGGCAACGGAAACAAACGGAAUUAGAUUUGGACCAACGCGCUGCGUAUCUGAAGGAACGUGAACAGAAGCUUCGGUGUGAACAGGAAACCUUUGAAAAUCAGCGAGAGGAUCAUGAGUUAGCUGUCACGGAAGCUGUUCGAGAAUUAGAGAUUUCUGAGAAAACACUGGCUGCGAAAUUAGCUGAAGUGGAGACCAUAAGCAAGCGCUUGUCCGUGAGGAAGAACCGCAUAGCUCAGAAAGAAACUGAGUUGGAUGAACUUCUUGUCCAAACAAAAGAGGAGUUUAUGAGGGUCACUGAGGAAAAGCAUGAUCGAGAACAGCUGCUGAAGGAAGUGGAAAGCUUGAACAAACUGAUGAAUACGCUUCACGAGGCCGUUGGUGCCUUAGAGAACGAAAAUAAACGACUCAAGGAAGCUUUAGCUGAAUCUACUCAACCGGAGAAGAGUGUUCAUUCUAACCGUCCCGCUGAGCCAGAUUUACAGCAGAUAAUCGAAAACGCUUUCUCGAAAAGAGACGAGGCUUUAAGGAUGGAUAUGAAAGCAGUACAAGAAGGUUUGUGUCAUUUGUCUGAGGCUACAACUCAUCAAAAAUCAGACAUUGAAGCCGCUACCAAACUCGUGGGGGAACUCGAGCGAAAAUUAUCUGACGCUCAAGCUCAGCUUGAACACAUGAGGUCAGAAUAUUACGAUGCGACUGCCCGUCGCAGACUUCUGGAGAAGAAACUCGAUUUGACUAAAGUUUUGAGAGAUCAAGCCCAGGAGCCAGCGGCUUCAGGAUUGCGGCAAUUAUUUUUGCCCUCGUCUUCCUCAUCCAGCAACGAUACUUCGAAAAGCUCAACCGAAGACUUCAUCAAAGAGUCUCAGCGCAGAAUGCGCGAGCUCGAAGAAGAAGUGAAGGAUUUAGACGCGGAUUUAGCAACUUGGCGGCGUCGUUUGGCGAGACCGGAUUUCAAUCCUUCCGCCUUGGAUGUACUCUCCCGAGCCCGGGUAAAAUUCCUGGAACCGGAAAUUCGUUUGUCCCAAGCGUCGUUUGUGCCAAGUUUGAGGGCCACUUUGUCGGAUGCUGACCCGAAUAUUGUAACUCGUGAUGAAAACGUCGACGUGCCACCCGUCAAAGACGUCGCAGAAGGGACGAAUACAGGAGUGGAAAAUGUCUCUCGGGUAGAACAAGUUGAACCAGAAAGGCUUCAAACGGAAGACGUUGGGAAACCGAGAUUUUCUUUAUUUGCGAUGAAUUUGGACAAAGAAUAAUUAUUGUUUUGCCGUGGCAUUUGGAUUUGUAAUCCACCCGAUGAACUAGUGUAGCUCGAUAUUAGCAGCUUAUUUAUUGGUCUAAAUUGAAAUUGAUCAGCCAAUUUUUUUCUCAUUGUGCUGCAUUGAAAAAGUCAGAAAUCUGGGCAAUAUAUCCAAUGAAGAUCUUCGAAGAACCGUCCGCACUAAACUGAAUCUGUGUAUAUUUUCCGUCCAAAGUGCUUCUUUUGUGACUUGUGAACGUGAUCUCAAUUGCGUGAUGACAAAUACGAUCAUCUUGUUCAUUUUUGCCAA
Messenger RNA from Notodromas monacha, 2758 nucleotides. The record is from the annotation of a GenBank genome assembly. Lineage: Eukaryota; Metazoa; Arthropoda; Ostracoda; Podocopida; Cyprididae.